This is a messenger RNA of Drosophila ananassae, 1310 nucleotides long. RefSeq lists its product as uncharacterized. Gene Ontology annotation, molecular function: microtubule binding. Bases 158 to 937 code for a protein of 259 amino acids. Gene Ontology annotation, biological process: regulation of cytoskeleton organization. Gene Ontology annotation, cellular component: axoneme. The record is from RefSeq and is a predicted model, not a curated record. NCBI's taxonomy places the organism in Eukaryota, Metazoa, Arthropoda, Insecta, Diptera, Drosophilidae. The transcript is spliced from 2 exons.
UCAUAGGACUGAAUGGCAUUAAGAAUCCAAACCUCAAACAAUUUAGACCCGAUGAACAUUAAAUAGGAAAAAAACUAUCCGAACAAAUUUAUAAAAAAGUGCAUGAAAAGCAAAAGGUUUCAAAUCCCAAACUACCGCAAUUAUUUUCUAGAAGAGAAUGUCCCAACAAACCCAUAUUCGUGAGCUGAGCUCAGAGGAGAAACUGUGCCUGGACCAGUGGAUGAGUGACCAGUCCAUCACCCUGGAUCUCCGUACGCGUCGCUACUUCUCCGAUGUCCUGCCCGUCGCCAAGAUUGUGAAGAAGUCGCACGGCCGUCUGGUGGAUCUGCACAACUAUACGCCCAAGAGCAGCCUGAUCCUGAAGCUCCAGAACUGGGAGAUCUUUAACAGCAAGGUGCUGAAAAAGCUGGGCGUGAAUAUGACGCGAUCGGCCUUGGAGCAGCUGGCCGCCGCCACCCCUGGUGCCAUCGAGACUCUCCUCUACGAGCUGAUGUUGGUGACGAAGUCAUCGAGUCCUCGUCCCAGCCCCGUGACGAAUGCCUCACCCACUCGAUCCAUUCGCAAUACCCCCAAGAAAAUGGAAAAAGAGCACAGCCGCGAGAUCAAAAAGCCGGUUAAGUUCCGGAAUCGCCCCCUCGACCGAUCCCUCACCCAUGUGGUCGAGCGCACCAGCGAUUUACCUCCGGAUGUGGUCACCAUGAACGUCAACAUCCUUGUGGACGGAAAGGUGCAGACUGUGCCACGGAAACUGGUAUUCUACGAGAGCUAUUCCGCAGCUCUGCGCGAGUCUGGGGAGAAGGACAACUACAUCAACUCGAUCAACCAGAAGGCUCAGUAUCUGGAGAGCAUAAUCACGGUCAAGGAGGAACGCAUCGCGGAACUGAUGGAGCAGCUGGGAAAACUCUCGGAUCAAUACAAGUACCCCUACCCAUAUUAAAAGCCCGUCCGAGCCCUUUGUUGGCUCUGCUUAGCCAGGACCAGGAUGUUAAAUGUGGAUUGUAACCUGACCCGUAGACCCGAAGAAGAAUCCGAUGGCGCCCCCCAGUUAGCCCCAUUUACAAUUCCAUUAUUCCCGGAUUCCAUUAUUGGGACUGAAUUGUGAGCUUCCGUUCGAUUCCCCCUUUUCCGAGUGACCUUUUCCACCAAAAGAUGACUGACCUAGCAGACUCAGCUUUGGACGACCUCAUGUUAUUGGAUAUCUCUAUAUAUAUUUUGUAUUUUAUUUUGCUUUCAUACAAAACGACAAUUUCUUUGGCAUUUACCUUCACCAAAUAAACAAAACGAAAUUGUUGCGUCGUUCAAUGAAACAA